AUGGACGACGUCUACGGGGUGUGGUAUGGCGUGGGAUAUGCCCAGCACAAUCCAGACAUGACUAAUGUACCAAAUAAAGUAGGCUGUGUAACAUUAUACAUAUCAGAUGCUACACAGGAGUUUCGAGAUAACUGGUUCGGUAUGUCUAUUAUGCGAAGAAACUAUUCAGAUCAAAAUUGGCGAUCUUCGAGGAGUAACCCUUGGUCAGAAAAUUCAAUGUCCGGAUCAUGGCUUGAUGUGAGGUUGAAAAGAAAAGCUAAAAGAAACUUUUUAGAAGACCAAAAUCGAGUCCGUGUAUUAUGGGACGAGGAUGGACAUACUUUGGAACAAGUUUAUUUAUACUAUCCAGAAGAACCUGGUUUAUGGACUGUAGAGAGAUUGCGACCUAUGGAAAAAGAAUUGAUGUCGAGAGGAAUUGACGUUUGGUACCCCGACGAUCCACCCAGACAUCCAGACGUAAUCCGCUUAUUGAAGGUCACACAAUACACACUAGUAUUAAACCAUUGCUCUGAAAUUGGCAACGGCGGUAUUUUCUCCCUUAUCUUAAGGAGAUCACCCUCGAAGGUUCAACGAUGGGAAUGGUUUGGUGAAACUAAUGGCUAUUCUACUUAUACCACUACCCCGAGUAUUUAUAACCAAAAUCAGUAUCCUUAUAAAACCAAUUAUGGAACUGAUAUCGCUACUUACCCCGAAGCUACUCGGUAUCCAAACAUGGGAUAUUCAACCCCCAAUUCUAACGUAUUCAAUACUGCGUCUUCAGGUAGCUUUUACCAAAAUCCAAGUUACACGACCCCAAACUAUGGAUAUGGACAAGGAUAUAACAGACAAAACUUCAAUCAGGGUAUGACAUCAUAUGAAAUGCCAUUUUUUAAAUAUAACGAAGAUUACUGUGUAGAUAGAUCACCCCAAAAUUCAAUUUGGGUAAACAGUUUGAUGGGAAUGUGGUACGGUGUAGAAUUUAUUCAGCAUUUAGCGGGGGAUGCAAGAGUUGACUACGGAAGGACGUGCAUUGUUAUACAUAUAUCGGAACCGAGGGACAGGCCUUCUACCGAAGGUCAACUAUACCACGUGCAGCAUAUAAAAGAGAGAUUCCAGCGGGACAAUCGUCACUUGCGUCUUCUGUGGGACGAAGCGGGCCAGACUAUUGAGUACUCGCUGUACUUCCGCAACGACUCAGCCGGUUAUUGGCAUGUGUACAAUGAACAAAAUGGUACAUUGGCUUCUCGUCCAUCGUAUAUGCAUUUUAACGGGGCAGUACAAGUCUUAAAAGCUGUUAGUGAUCAUCUAGUCCUUAACUUUUGUCAGAAAGCAACAAACAAUUCACCAGCACAACUGUAUUCCGUUCUUUUCUCUAGAGAUCCUGGUACAUUAGCACGUUGGGAAAUCGAAUCGGUGCACGCGUUACUUCAAAAUAAAAAUCUAUCUGUGGCCUCAAGACGAAUGGUGUGGAUUACAGAAGAUGAUAAAUUAUAUUCA
This is a messenger RNA of Brenthis ino (lesser marbled fritillary), 1476 nucleotides long. Lineage: Eukaryota; Metazoa; Arthropoda; Insecta; Lepidoptera; Nymphalidae. The record is from the annotation of a GenBank genome assembly.